AUGGGUCGCAGAAGUGGAAAAGCAUCAAAAUUGAAACGCCAUUCGUCUCUUGAUGACUUAACCGGUAGACCUUAUAGAUUGCCAAUCGACCGAAAUCAAAUUCGUCAAGUUGAUCAAAUUGAUAAUCCUCAAAAUGGACAUGAGUAUCUUUACAUGGCUAGAAAAAUGGAAGAUAAAUUGCCUCCGGUUAUGACUGCCACUAAUGUUGAACUUCAGGAAUUCAUAAACAAAUUUGAAAACAAUGCUCCUACAUAUGUCAUACCUUCCCUAGAAUUGCCUAGUAUUAAAAAUAAGAAAUUACUGCCAACUAAAGCUGAAAUAAUGUCAUACAUUGAACAGUAUGAAAGUGCCAGAACCAAAAUUCAGGAUACCAGAAAAUGUAUUACUCAUCCUGAAAAUUUAUUGCCAAUAUCUAAUUCACCAACUGCAUGGUUUACGUUUUUGUUUGGAAGACAAAUUAAUGCUUCUACUCCAGUGAAUCCUGUUCAUAAUAUUGACAAAAUUGUUUAUUUUUUUCAGAGCCACUGUGCUGCUGUUAUAUGUAACUUUGUUCAAUGGAUUAUGAAAAAAAUAAUUAACACCAGUGAUGUAACUUCUUGGACAUUUUCUGUCUAUGCCAGUAUGGACAGUGAUCCAAGUGAAAAUCUGUUAUCAGACAUGCGUAUACUUACGCAGUAUUUUAUCAAUGCUCGGGCUGAAAUCGAUGAUCAUUUGGAUGUUGCUGCUUUACGUUACAGCUGUUUAAUUAAUUUGGUCUCAGAAAAAUUCAAACAACACGAUCUCGGUGAUAUUGUUAACUAUAAAAAUCAUUAUUCUGGUAGUAGUAAGGUAAAAAACAAAUAUGAAGACUAA
Macrosiphum euphorbiae (potato aphid) is the source of this 852-nucleotide messenger RNA. The record is from the annotation of a GenBank genome assembly. NCBI's taxonomy places the organism in Eukaryota, Metazoa, Arthropoda, Insecta, Hemiptera, Aphididae.